This is a messenger RNA of Orbicella faveolata, 2310 nucleotides long. Its product is annotated as heat shock protein 70 A1-like. Gene Ontology annotation, molecular function: ATP binding; ATP-dependent protein folding chaperone. NCBI's taxonomy places the organism in Eukaryota, Metazoa, Cnidaria, Anthozoa, Scleractinia, Merulinidae. The record is from RefSeq and is a predicted model, not a curated record.
CAGGCAAAUUUUACCGAAACUAAAAGUUUACUGAGCAAGAAGAAAUACAAGAGGAUUUUCUCAGAAGCUACCGAAGAUGUCAGUCAAGACAGCUCCAGCGAUCGGAAUCGAUCUUGGAACGACUUAUUCCUGUGUUGGAGUCUUUCAACAUGGUAAAGUUGAAAUUAUCGCCAACGAUCAAGGUAACAGAACAACUCCCAGCUAUGUUGCUUUUUCGGAAACGGAACGUAUGAUCGGCGACGCAGCCAAGAACCAAGCAACAUUGAACCCAAGCAACACUGUCUUUGAUGCCAAGAGACUAAUCGGCAGGAAGUUUGACGACCCUGAUGUUCAAGCGGACAGAAGUAAUUGGCCUUUCCAAGUCAUCAACGAGGCCGGGAAACCUAAAAUCCGAGUAGAGACCAACGAGGGGUGGAAAAGUUUUACUCCAGAAGAAAUCAGCUCCAUGGUUCUGACGAAAAUGAAAGAGAUAGCUGAAGCUUACUUGGGCGAGACAGUGACGGACGCAGUCAUCACAGUGCCAGCAUAUUUCAACGAUUCACAGCGACAGGCCACUAAAGACGCUGGACUAAUAGCGGGGCUGAAUGUCAAGAGAAUCAUCAAUGAACCCACGGCUGCCGCUGUCGCGUACGGAUUGGAAAAGAACCUCAGCGGGGAAAAGAACGUCCUGAUUUUCGAUCUCGGUGGAGGAACCUUUGACGUCUCUGUACUGACAAUAGACGAAGGAUCGUUCUUUGAGGUACAGUCCACAGCCGGCAACACACAUCUCGGUGGAGAAGAUUUCGACAAUCGCGUUGUGGAUCACUUCGUGGAAGAAUUCAAGCGCAAGUUCAAGAAAGAUCUCAAGGACAACCCAAGAGCCUUACGCCGCCUGAAAACCGCUUGUGAACGAGCCAAGAGAACCCUGUCGUCCAGUACUCAGGCCAAUAUCGAGAUCGACUCACUGUCCGAUGGUAUUGAUUUCUACUCCAGGAUUACCCGCGCGAAAUUUGAGGAACUCUGUCUGGAUCUCUUCCGUUCAUGUCUGGAACCAGUGAAACAGGCACUCACUGAUUCACAGCUUGACAAAUCCAAGAUCCACGAGGUGGUUCUGGUUGGAGGUUCUACAAGAAUCCCAAAGGUACAGCAACUCCUUGCAGAAUUCUUCAGUGACAAACAGUUGAGCAAGUCGAUCAACCCAGACGAGGCGGUGGCAUAUGGUGCCGCAAUCCAGGCCGCAAUUUUAUCCGGUGACCAGAGUUCAGAAAUCAAGGACGUCUUGUUGCUCGAUGUUGCACCGCUAAGUCUCGGAAUUGAAACCGCUGGUGGAGUGAUGACCAACCUAAUUGAACGCAAUGCCCGAAUUCCAACCAACGUUUCAAAAGAGUUCUCAACCUACUCAGAUAACCAAACAGCCGUCUCCAUUCAGGUGUUUGAAGGAGAGCGAGUUUUGACCAAAUACAACAAUCAGCUGGGACGAUUUGAUCUGUCGGGAAUCCCCCCUGCACCGCGCGGCGUGCCGAAGAUCGAAGUCUCUUUCGAUGUCGACACCAACGGGAUCUUAAACGUGUCCGCCAAGGACCAGAGCACUGGAAAGAGCAACAAUAUCACCAUCACCAACGACAAGGGAAGGCUAUCCAAAGCAGACAUUGACCGCAUGGUAGCUGAUGCUAGGAAAUACAAGGAAGAAGACGAGAGGCAACGAGAAACGAUCGCUGCAAGAAACAGCUUGGAGAACUACGCCUUCAGCGUCAAACACGCAGUGGAAGAUUCAAGCGCUGAGAGCAAGCUAUGCUCCGCUGAGAUAGACACGGCGAAGAGUAAGGCCAUAGAGGUCAUUGACUGGUUAGACAGGAAUUCUCUGGCAGAGAAAGAAGAAUAUCAGGAAAAGGAGCAAGAUAUGCAAAGGGUAUGUUCAUCAAUCAUGUCCAAGUUACACGGACAGCAGCAGCAGAGGGAGAGCUCUUGGAAUAGACACAGCGCUGAAGAAAUUGAUUGAUGCAAAAAUUUGACUUUGAUUAGCUUUUGAAUCACAACUACGAGUAACUAAGACAAAAAAUAGUUUAUAUCUGAAUUCUUUAAGCAAAAUAUUGACUUUGGAUGAAGAGUACAGUCAACUUUGAAAAUUUUUCCAGUAAAAAUGUCAGCGGCAAUGUAAAAUGAGAAUCUUGUAUCACAUUUUGUAACUUUCAUUGGAUUUGCAUAAAUUUUCAUCUGCAGUUAAAGUUCAGUCGUUUAAACCUGCAUAUGUCAAGACUCCUAGAAGUGUAGGAGUGUUAAAGAUUAAGGUCAUUCCACUGAAAUAGAACCUGCCCUGAGACUUCUGUGAAA